Ilex paraguariensis (yerba mate) is the source of this 405-nucleotide messenger RNA. NCBI's taxonomy places the organism in Eukaryota, Viridiplantae, Streptophyta, Magnoliopsida, Aquifoliales, Aquifoliaceae. The record is from the annotation of a GenBank genome assembly.
AUGGGAAGUGAACCGUCGAUACAUGGGGAAAUGUUGUUGGAAAUGUUUAUCGGAAAGAGACCCACUGAUGGGAUGUUUAAAGAGAGUUUAAACCUUCAUAACUAUGUUAAGAUGAAUUUGCCUGAAACAGUAGCUAAUGCCGCCGAUCCGAGACUUCUCCAAUAUGGAGGAGAGGGAGCGACGAGCAUAAACUAUCGACAUCCGGAUCACAGACAUGCUAGCAGUUACGAAAUUCAGGAGUGCUUGAUUUCACUAUUUGGAAUUGGACUCGCAUGUUCACAAGAAACUCCAAGUGAGCGGUUGGACACUAGUGACAUUCUAGCCAAGUUGCUUGUGGUAAGGAACAAAUUCAUGGAGACUGGUGGCAUACAUGAACAGAGAUCUAGAAUUGGCAUCCAAUCUUGA